AUGGUUUCGACUAGUAGGAUCAAAUCUGUGGAUUUUUACAGGAAAAUACCCAGAGAUUUGACAGAGGCUUCCUUAUCAGGUGCUGGAUUGUCCAUUGUAGCAGCCUUGUCCAUGAUGUUUUUAUUUGGAAUGGAAUUAAAUAACUAUUUGACAGUGAGCACCUUAACCUCGGUUGUUGUUGACAAGAGUUCUGAUGGGGAAUUCUUGCGCAUCGAUUUUAAUAUGAGUUUUCCCGCACUCUCUUGCGAAUUUGCAUCUGUUGACGUGAGUGAUGUCUUGGGAACAAACCGAUUAAACAUAACAAAAACAAUCCGCAAAUAUUCAAUAGACUCCAAUUUAAAACCUACUGGCUCAGAAUUUCAGUCUGGACCAGUUUCAAAAGAAAUUAAGCACGAUGAUGAAGUUGAUGAAGAAUAUGGUGAAGGAGCUGUUUCUCUAAAUAGUCGUAAUUUUGAUAGAAUUUCACAUCAGCAUUCAAUUUUGGUUGUCAAUUUCUUUGCUCCUUGGUGCUAUUGGAGUAAUCGCCUGAAACCUUCAUGGGAGAAAGCAGCCACCAUCAUAAGAGAAAGAUACGAUCCAGAAAUGGAUGGGCGUAUUCUUCUUGCAAAGGUUGAUUGCACUGAAGAAAGUGAAUUGUGUAGAAGGAAUCACAUACAAGGGUAUCCGUCUGUCCGUAUAUUUCGUAAAGGAAGCGAUGUUAGGGAUGAUCAUGGGCACCAUGAUCAUGAAUCAUACUAUGGGGAUCGAGAUACAGAGGGCCUCGUCACUGCAAUGGAAAGUUUGGUUGCACCCAUUUCCUUGGAUUCUCAAAGACUUGCUUUGGAGAACAAAUCUGGAAACUUAACAGCUGAUGCAAAAAGACCUGCACCAUUGACAGGAGGAUGUAGAAUUGAAGGUUUUGUACGUGUUAAGAAGGUUCCUGGCAACCUUAUCAUCUCAGCUCAUUCAGGAGUUCACUCCUUUGAUGCCUCACAAAUGAAUAUGUCACACAUAAUUUCCCAUCUUUCGUUUGGUAAGAAGAUCUCCCCAAGAGUAAUGAGUGACAUAAAGAGAGUGCUACCUUAUCUUGGUCGAAGCCAUGACAAGUUGAAUGGGCAGGCAUACAUCACUGACCCGGGCGAUUCAACCGCAAACGUUACUAUAGAGCAUUACCUUCAGAUUGUGAAGACGGAGGUGAUGACAAGAUCAUAUAAAUUAGUGGAGGAGUACGAGUACACAGCCCACAGUAGUUUGGUACACAGUCUUGAUAUCCCUACUGCAAAGUUCCAUUUCGAACUCUCUCCGAUGCAGGUCUUAGUAACAGAAAAUCCAAAGUCCUUCUCGCACUUUAUUACAAACCUCUGUGCCAUUAUUGGUGGUGUUUUUACGGUUGCCGGGAUAUUGGAUUCAAUUCUGCAUAACACACUCAGACUGAUGAAAAAAGUUGAACUAGGCAAAAAUUUUUGAUACAGAGUUCAAAUUAGUCAGCGUAAAGAAUAUUAAUUUCAUCAUGCCCCCACCAUCUAAUAGGGACGUUUUUUUUUUUUUUAACUUUAGAAAACAGUGCAGUUUAUGUAUUUAUUUGUACUUUUGAAUUUUUCAGUAUGAGAAAUAUAACUGGCAAUCCUUAUUCAAGUACUUCUCAUAAUUGUUGUCGAAAAUACCAUAAAAACCAAAAAAAAAUAGCCUUUGAAUGAUGAUUGAUUGCAUUGAAG
Molecule: messenger RNA, 1694 nt
Organism: Ilex paraguariensis (yerba mate)
Lineage: Eukaryota; Viridiplantae; Streptophyta; Magnoliopsida; Aquifoliales; Aquifoliaceae
Source: the annotation of a GenBank genome assembly